Messenger RNA from Trypanosoma cruzi, 393 nucleotides. RefSeq lists its product as uncharacterized. The transcript has a single exon. Bases 1 to 393 code for a protein of 130 amino acids. The record is from RefSeq and is a predicted model, not a curated record. Lineage: Eukaryota; Euglenozoa; Kinetoplastea; Trypanosomatida; Trypanosomatidae.
AUGGCGGUGCUUUUCCCAAGUGAAGGGUAUGUUGCCUCCGUGGAGCUUAUUUGCGCAGAACACCUGCAGCGCACUCUUCUUGCAUGCGAUGAGGCAACGGCAUUUCAGCGCAUCGUGGUUCAGGCGGUUGUGCUCCAUGUAGGCCAUUGGGGCUUUGAGCAGCACCACGCGUUGGGUGGUGAAGGGCAUCGUGGGUUUCCGUUACAAACUAUCAUAUCGAAACGGGACGGAUGGAGGGUUUCGAGGAGGACACAAAAAAUAGACCCUGUGCUGGAGCGGCGGGAAGAAUUCAUGCAAAAUGAGGGAACUCUGCUACGCAGGAUGGCGGCGGCAUCUAGAGGCAUCCGCCAACGCGGCGCAGCAUUGUACGCCUUUGGUGGAUCUUCUUAUUGA